This is a messenger RNA of Ylistrum balloti, 1215 nucleotides long. RefSeq lists its product as uncharacterized. The transcript is spliced from 2 exons. Lineage: Eukaryota; Metazoa; Mollusca; Bivalvia; Pectinida; Pectinidae. The record is from RefSeq and is a predicted model, not a curated record. The coding region runs from base 1 to 1215 and encodes 404 amino acids.
AUGCCGGAACCUACAAUCGACUGGAGAGGAAAUACAUUUCAUAACUUUGGGACUGUUUUCGACAUCGUCCAGAGUGUUGUCAUUUGCUUCUUAUAUCUGUCAUCUUUAACAGCGGUGAUAAGUGCCAUUCGAACGCGAUGCAAAAAUCGCUCUCUGAUUAUCAUAUUAGCCGUUACGGGCAUAUUGAUACAAACGAUUUAUCUACUAGCUCCUUACCGGGUUGGAUUACUAAACUCCAAUAAAUGGAAAAACAUUUUUGCAGAAAAUGAUUCUGAUAUGCCGACGGAUAGUCUUACUGCUGCAAACACCGAUGCUUUGAGAUUACCUAGACAUAAGUAUGAACCAUCGGACAUUCAAUUGUAUGGGAAUGUGAUUGUCUACAUGACACAGGAAGGGGAAAUUACCAACACAAAAUACCCAAACAUGAUGGACAAAUCAUUACUGGAGGAGAAAAUGGAUAAUGAACAAUAUGCUGUGACAAAACAAGCCAAGUCAUGGAGUGAGAUUCGAAGCGACGAUGGAUUUAGAUGUGCCGACCUCAGAUUGCCGACCCUUUUUCUUUAUAGCUUGAUUUUCAUAUGCCUAUCGUUAGCCUGUGUCAGACAAAACAAGGCAGUGAAUCUUAAGCCUAUGGUCAAAUUUUGUAUGUUGAUAUAUGUCGCUACCUUGACGUCAACACUCACUUUCCUGUACACAUUAAUGCCAUCUGACAAUACUGAUAUAUUUACAAUGCGAAAACCCUUGGACAACUUGAUGCUGAGUAUCUGCUCACAAAACGUCCGGAAUAUGUUCCCGACUUUCAUCUUCGAGACAUUUGGUCUCUAUUUGCCUACUGUUGGAGUGUUACUGGUGGCUCUGUACUGGAAAACAGGGAAUACAAAGGAGAAAGGAGAUAGACGAUGUCAUGUCUUUCAGGAAUGCCGAACAGUACACGGUGAAGAUUGUAUGGCAUGCAGUGGAGCAAACAAUGUCGUCGGACAUAUUCUUUUGUGUUACGUUGGUUUCCUUUUCAUUGUUCGUCCGAUACAUUACACAUACACGUAUGUAACACACGACAAGUUUUACGACGUAUGGAUUAUCAUAUGUGUGAUGAUAAUGUGUGCUGGCGUUUCUGUGAACAGUGUUUUCAAUGUAGUUUCAAGUAAAUUUAACAAUGAAAACGCUGUCAGUGUUGACGAGCACACGUCACUUAGCAAAGAGCAAAACAUUACAUAA